Messenger RNA from Exophiala xenobiotica, 1510 nucleotides. RefSeq lists its product as uncharacterized. The coding region runs from base 458 to 1321 and encodes 287 amino acids. Gene Ontology annotation, cellular component: cytoplasm. The record is from RefSeq and is a predicted model, not a curated record. The transcript is spliced from 2 exons. Lineage: Eukaryota; Fungi; Ascomycota; Eurotiomycetes; Chaetothyriales; Herpotrichiellaceae.
UAUGGAUUUGCGUAAUCUUGCAUCGGAAUGUCAAUCCAAUCCAUAGAUAGGGACGAUAUCUUGACAGCAAGCAUCGUUUCGAUAACAGUCAUCCAAGUACCUUGUUCUCACAAAUUCUGUUCUUUUCUGUUCUGGUCUGGUCUUACACAACUGUGACACCACGGGCCUUGUUUCGGCGCACGAUAUGAUAUGACGAUAAUAACCCAACACCUUACAACCGCUAUGGACGCCGAUUCUUGACAUACAAAGACUCCUAAAAUCGAUCAGUCUCGCACGGGUUUGCUAGCAUAUCAACGCCGGUCGAUUCCCUCCACCGUCGACAUUCUCCCAAGGUACGCGCGCGGGAGCGAAUCGAACAGUCCAAGCUACCUAACACACGCUCUGCCCUGGGAAGUUAACCAUCCCAUACUGGCCUAUCUCUCGCAAGGGGGGAAAUAUCUCUGUCACUCUGUCUAUCAUGGACUCUCACGUCCAGCGCCUCGUGGACCAAACUUGGGAAAAGUACUCCCAAUGUGACCUCUCGCAACGGCUCCUCAUCGCCAUCUCCGGGAUCCCAGGCAGCGGCAAAACCACGCUCGCCACCUGCGUCGCCCACGGUCUAAACACAGCCCACCGACAGUCCCGGCACAGCCAAUUCCCCAACAGUCCGGAAUCCGACACAUCAUGUCCUGACAUCGCCUUCGUCGUGCCCUUGGACGGCUACCACCUGACGCGCAAGCAACUGUCCGAGAUGCCCAACGCCGAAGAAGCCAUGUUCCGGCGCGGCGCGGCCUUCACGUUCGACGCACCCUCGUACCUCGAGCUCGUGACGCAGCUCCGCAAACCCAUCACGCCGGAGACGCCGACCAUCUACGCGCCCAGCUUCGACCACGCGGUCAAAGACCCCGUGCCCAACGACAUCGCCAUCCCGCCGACCGCACGCAUCGUCAUGUUCGAAGGCCUGUACACGGCCCUCGACGCCGAUGGAUGGCGCGACGCCCACGCUCUCAUGGACGAGGUGUGGCGAGUCGACACCGACAUCGAGACCGCCACGCAGCGUGUGGCCAAGCGCAAUUUCGCCGCGGGCAUCACCGCCACGUUCGACGAGAGCCUCGAACGCACCAAGGCCAGUGACAUGCGCAAUGCCCGCGAGAUCCUGGACAAGCAAUUGCCCGUGCAGGAGGUCAUCCCGAGCGUGGACGACGAGACCUGGAGGAGUGAGGAGGUCGUCCGGGUGGAGGGCGAGUUGGAAGACCAGCAGCAGGAGGAUGACAUGAUGCGCCGGAAGAUGAUGAGGAUGGAUAGUAUCGCGGCUUUGGCUGCUGAUGGGGUAGGAAUGUAGUACUUGGAACUUUUCAGCUAGCGAGGCGAGGAGGACACCCUUGGCCGUUGGCAUUGUCGAUGUCACAGAUACGAGAGAAAGCAUCCUGACAGCGAUCCCAAUGCAAUGCACAGAUGAGUCAAAGAGAUAAGGCAAACAAUGUCAGGAACACGGAUGAAAGGCUCUUCACAGAAAAUAAGACACGUUAAC